GUAAGGUUGGGCAAACGAAACCUAAGAAACAGAUUGCAGUCCUACUUGUAUUGGAUUUCGAGUUUGAUUAUGAAGUGAUAGACGGUAUCAUAAGCAUGUCUCAGAAGGAUCCCUGUCAGAAGCAAGCCUGUGAAAUCCAGAAGUGCUUACAAGCUAACAAGUACAUAGAGAGCAAGUGUGAGGACGUGAUCAGAGCAAUGUGGAGGUGCUGUGAGGUGCACACUGCUCAGAGAUCAGUCUGCUGCUCAGGGUUUGUGAAGGAACAGGAAGAGACCAUCAAGAACACAUCACCUCCUAUAACACUUGAGAAGGCUGCACAGUGUUAAGAUAUUGUUGAUGUACAGUGUUAAGAUAUUCAAUAAAUUAUGUAAAAUAGGCAAGAUGGUUUUUGUUUUAAAUUAGUUUAAGGUAACAGAUGUUUUCUAUUUUCAAUAUUCUUUACAAAGAAGUGUCUCCAUACUAAGAACCAUCACUAUUUUAAGCACAUGUUAAUAAUGACACUUGUGUACUUUAAUUGUUCUUCUAUACUAGGUUUCACAGAUGAGCUAUGUGGUUAAGCAAUGUUAUUAUUGUCCUGGGUAAAAAACAAAACUAGUGACAUAGACUUUGAAAACAAUUAAGCAAAAUAACUGACAGCAUUCCCACUCCCAAUUUCCAGUUUCCCUGUAGCGAGACAAUCUGGUUUUGAGUAGAGUGGUCAUUGUCCCACAGAAAACUCCAGGAAUUUGUAAUCUUGAAAAACGCUGGUAACAAAAAAAACAUUUUAAAAGAGAUUGAAAAACAUUAGAGGUUGCAAAAAUUGGGU
Polyodon spathula (Mississippi paddlefish) is the source of this 805-nucleotide messenger RNA. Its product is annotated as cx9C motif-containing protein 4-like. The record is from RefSeq and is a predicted model, not a curated record. Lineage: Eukaryota; Metazoa; Chordata; Actinopteri; Acipenseriformes; Polyodontidae. The coding region runs from base 96 to 326 and encodes 76 amino acids. Gene Ontology annotation, cellular component: mitochondrial intermembrane space. The transcript is spliced from 3 exons.